AUGGCAAGCAUUCUGGGCGGUGCUAAUGCCAAUGUGUAUUUCCCGAUACCAUUUCCCGACAUCCUAUUGCAAAUGGUGCUGUGUCGUUCCACAAGGGCAAGCUCGCCUGUGCUUGUUGGCUUCGUGAAAACCCGGACUCCUGGAUACUCAGAGGAGCCGGGCAUGUCCCAAAUCAUUGCUCGCGGGGUCUGUCCUGAUCCAAUGAAAAAGGCGAGUCCAGAAAUUGCUAGUAAACAGGACAUCCCAGUCACUGAUGAUGGCUCUGGGCAGUCCAUGUUCGUUCAGCUUGGCACCAAAUGGACCAUUCCGGAUUAUAGGUCGAUUAUGACCAUCACUGAGUCAUAUUCCCCAUCCCAGUCCUUGGACAAUGGGAGUGUGCCUACAAAGUCUAUUCCAAUGGCCUCUCAAGGUUGGGAGGCCACCAGACACACAGAAUGUUCACACAUUGAUAGUGUUUUAUCUGCACCCAGGCAUCUUUCCCCGACCUUGAUGUCAGCUGGUCUAACAGUUCUGUCUCGUGCAGGUGACUCUUCUCCUGGUCCCUCCCCUCCAUUCAUUCGGCAGGGCUUUUGGUCCAUGGUCGAUCGUUUGAUCGUUGGCCCAUUCCUGGGCCGAGGUGCCUGUGUGGGGCCAACAUACUUCUCCCAGUAUGCUUGUUUCUCCUUGGGCCAAUCUGAGUUUGGAGAGGCCAUAGAGCGACCCUGGUGCUACGGCGCAGGGAUAGGGCUUCCGCCUCAGCUCCCACAAGCAUGGGCAUACUUGCCAGUCCCGACGUGUCAACAAUUGGGGGAAGAGUGGGAAGUGGGCUCUCAAGUGCUCCUCUGGAUACGAGUGGAAAGUCGUCCCAAGGGGAUUGCUACUGAGAAAGAUUCCUCUAGUGAAAGUGGAGCGAAAGUGAGAAACAGAAAAAUGAACAUGCUGACAUUGAAAAGAGCACGCACCAAUGGACCUUGGAGGACUAGGACAGGACAUGCGGAGGAUGGGCGACGGAUCCUAGGGAAGUGCGAUGAAGUGCGAUGUAACGCGCUCAAACAUGCUGGUACGCGCCAAAGCGCAUAUGUGCCUAAUCAGGAAGGUGCGAACAGGCAGUAG
Molecule: messenger RNA, 1092 nt
Organism: Suillus subalutaceus
Lineage: Eukaryota; Fungi; Basidiomycota; Agaricomycetes; Boletales; Suillaceae
Exons: 15
Coding region: 1-1092 (363 amino acids)
Source: RefSeq, a predicted model, not a curated record